Dovyalis caffra is the source of this 1026-nucleotide messenger RNA. The record is from the annotation of a GenBank genome assembly. NCBI's taxonomy places the organism in Eukaryota, Viridiplantae, Streptophyta, Magnoliopsida, Malpighiales, Salicaceae.
AUGGCUCCUUCAUUGCUCAAAGGACCUCAAAAUGUCAACUUUAUUGUUCCCACAAACCCAUCUGGUCUAGGCUUUGUAGGUUUAAAUUUUCAUGUUAGUUGUUUUCCCUCAAAAAAUCUAGUACCAUGCCAAAAUGGGAAUCAAUAUUCAAGAAUCUUAGCACCCAGGUGUUCUAUAUCAUCUGUAAGGCCUGCUUCUCAGCCUAGGUUCAUACAACACAAGAAAGAGGCAUUUUGGCUCUAUAGAUUCCUGUCUAUAGUGUAUGAUCAUGUCAUAAACCCUGGUCAUUGGACUGAGGACAUGAGGGAUGAGGCACUUGAGCCUGCUGACCUCUAUGAUAGGAGGAUGACAGUGGUAGAUGUUGGUGGUGGUACUGGGUUCACUACUUUGGGUAUUGUUAAACAUGUAGAUGCCAAGAAUGUUACAAUUCUAGACCAGUCGCCUCACCAGCUCGCUAAGGCUAAGAAGAAGGAAGCCUUGAAGGAAUGCAAGAUAGUUGAAGGGGAUGCUGAGGAUCUUCCCUUCCCUACUGAUUAUGCAGAUCGUUAUGUAUCCGCUGGAAGUAUUGAGUACUGGCCGGAUCCCCAACGUGGCAUCAAAGAAGCAUACAGGGUGCUGAAAAUAGGAGGGAAAGCGUGUAUUAUAGGUCCCGUCUACCCAACCUUUUGGCUGUCUCGAUUUUUUGCGGAUGUGUGGAUGCUCUUCCCAAAAGAGGAAGAGUACAUUGAAUGGUUCAAAAAGGCUGGAUUUAAAGAUGUUAAACUGAAAAGGAUUGGUCCAAAAUGGUAUCGUGGUGUCCGUCGGCAUGGUUUGAUCAUGGGUUGCUCUGUGACUGGUGUAAAGCCAUUAUCAGGAGACUCUCCGCUGCAGCUUGGUCCAAAGGCAGAGGAUAUUAAGAAGCCAGUGAAUCCAUUGGUGUUCUUCAUGCGAUUCAUUCUUGGGGCCAUGGCAGCAACAUACUAUAUUCUGGUUCCAAUUUACAUGUGGCUCAAAGAUCAAAUUGUCCCAAAGGGCAUGCCUAUAUGA